This is a messenger RNA of Stereum hirsutum FP-91666 SS1, 699 nucleotides long. Its product is annotated as HPP family protein. The transcript has 2 exons. NCBI's taxonomy places the organism in Eukaryota, Fungi, Basidiomycota, Agaricomycetes, Russulales, Stereaceae. Bases 1 to 699 code for a protein of 232 amino acids. The record is from RefSeq and is a predicted model, not a curated record.
AUGGGUUUUUUCUCCCCUUCGCAGCCGCGUCUUGCCAGACUACCACGCUGUAUUAGCCAUUGGCUAGGGCAUCGUGAAUCCCCUCCUGCUCCGAGACAAAAUUACCUUGUCUGGUUUUGGUCGUUCAUCGGUGCUUUCUGUGGCAUUUCUAUCCUCCAGGCCGUUUUUGGACACGCACAAUAUUUUAUGAAACGCAGCGUGCCUUCGAUCAUCGCUAGCUACGGUGCCUCUGCCGUUCUAUGCUACGGGGCAAUCGAAGCACCCCUUGCUCAACCUCGAGCGCUGGUUGGAGGUCACUUCAUCGGCGCACUCAUCGGCAUCUGCAUCACCAAACUCUUCUCACUCCUCCCGACCCAAGAACAAUUCGAGAGCCUACGUUGGCUCGCCGGUUCACUCUCAGUCGCAGUCGCCAUCGUCGCCAUGCAGAUCACCGAGACGACCCAUCCUCCUGCCGGAGCGACAGCUUUACUGGCUGCAGUAGACGACGAUGUGGUAGCCUUGUCGUGGUACUACCUUCCCGUUGUUCUACUGUCGUCCAUGCUCGUGCUAGUCUCGGCCCUCAUUAUAAACAACAUACAACGUCGCUAUCCGGUGUACUGGUUCGUGCCGGUUGUUCCUGCAAAAUCCAAACCACCUCCGGAGGAGACUUCGGCCAGCGAUUCAAUGACGCUCGGGAAUGGUUAUAGCCAUGCUGUCUGA